Molecule: messenger RNA, 425 nt
Organism: Helianthus annuus (common sunflower)
Lineage: Eukaryota; Viridiplantae; Streptophyta; Magnoliopsida; Asterales; Asteraceae
Exons: 4
Coding region: 48-419 (123 amino acids)
Cellular component (GO): cytoplasm
Source: RefSeq, a predicted model, not a curated record
UCAAAGUCUCAAAUUAAUCUUGGUGCAUUUUGCAGCACAUAAAUGGAAUGGCACAUAUAAAACAAGCUAAAUUUGGCGUUGUUGAUAUGGAUUUUGUGUUGGGAGUGGGAGGCUACGAUCUUGACAGAAUUGAUUCUGAAGAUCCAUCAGAGGAUUCUCAUUGUGAGAAUCACACUCACGAGCAUGGCCAUGAAUGCCACCAAGGGCAUCAUCAUGAUCACAAGCAUGAUUCUGCUGUAUCCAGUGUGAGCAUUGUUUCUGAAGGAACUUUGGACCUUGAUGAGCUUGAUGACUGGCUUGAAAGACUGGUUGAGGAAAAGGGGGAUGAUCUUUAUAGGAUGAAAGGCGUCUUAUCAGUGAGUGAUUCCGAGACACGUUAUGUUUUUCAGGUUCUAUCUUUAUUCAUUUUUCAACUUUAGUUAUUU